AUGAGAAAAUGUGAAAACAUCACCGUCCCUCAGAGCACCAUUUUUACCUGGAGACUGGGUGUCAAGUCUUCACCAGAAAAACCUCGUUGGAUUAUUGUUGGAUUCCAGACUGAAAAAGAUAACAAUCAGUUGAAGAAUCCGGCUAUCUUUGACAACGUUAAUGUGAGUAACAUGCACGUCACGUUAAAUGAAACUAGAUACCCCGCUAUUGAUUACAAUAUUUCAUUUAUUAAGCAACAGCUUAGUCGGGUAUAUGGCGACCCUGCGGCAUUCAGAUCCAAGUUUUUUCACAUGGAUGAGUUGGUGAGUAAUCCGAACAUCACUGCGAGCGAUAACAAGGAUUUAUACCCACUCUUUGUGUUUGAUGUGAGCAAGCAGAGUGAGAGGCUGAAAACCUCUGUGACAGACAUCAAGGUCAAAGUGCACUUCAAUGUAAAUGAACCCGCGGAUACACAAGCAUUUGCUCUAGUCAUCUCGGAUAAAAUGCUAUCAUUUCAUCAGACGGAGAGAAGAUGA
Molecule: messenger RNA, 516 nt
Organism: Mya arenaria
Lineage: Eukaryota; Metazoa; Mollusca; Bivalvia; Myida; Myidae
Exons: 1
Coding region: 1-516 (171 amino acids)
Source: RefSeq, a predicted model, not a curated record